Messenger RNA from Sphaerodactylus townsendi, 4074 nucleotides. RefSeq names its product RNA guanylyltransferase and 5'-phosphatase (gene RNGTT). The transcript has 16 exons. Lineage: Eukaryota; Metazoa; Chordata; Lepidosauria; Squamata; Sphaerodactylidae. The record is from RefSeq and is a predicted model, not a curated record. The coding region runs from base 142 to 1935 and encodes 597 amino acids. Gene Ontology annotation, biological process: 7-methylguanosine mRNA capping; protein dephosphorylation. Gene Ontology annotation, molecular function: ATP binding; mRNA guanylyltransferase activity; mRNA 5'-triphosphate monophosphatase activity.
GCGGAACCGGUUCCUCUCCAGCGCGGUGCAUUGUGGUUUGGCGGCGUUGCUGAGGGCUGCGAGACAGAUGCCUGGGCUGGUGACUUCUGGAGCUUCGUGUCCUGCUCUGUGCUGCGAGUCCUUGUGAUCACCGGCCCCACGAUGUCCUUCAACAAGAUCCCGCCCCGGUGGCUGCACUGUCCGAGGCGUGGGCAACCCGUGGCAGGAAAAUUUUUACCUUUGAAGACAAUGUUAGGGUCAAAAUAUGAUGAUCAAGUUGCUGACGAGUGUCGUUUCCAUCCCAGUAUGCUGUCCAACUAUCUAAAGAGCCUUAAGGUCAAGAUGGGGUUGCUGGUUGAUCUGACAAACACCACUAGGUUCUAUGACAGGAAUGAUAUUGAGAAGGAGAGCAUUGGAUACAUAAAACUGCAGUGUAAAGGGCAUGGGGAAUGUCCCACAGUUGAGAACACAGAAACAUUCAUUCGUGUAUGUGAACAUUUUAGUAAUAAGAACCCAACCGAUCUUAUAGGUGUCCACUGUACACAUGGUUUCAAUCGCACUGGUUUUCUUAUCUGUGCCUUUCUGGUUGAAAAGUUGGAUUGGAGUAUUGAAGCUGCGGUGGCUACUUUUGCCCAAGCCAGGCCACCUGGUAUCUAUAAAGGCGAUUAUUUGAAAGAGCUAUUCCGGCGUUAUGGUGAUAUAGAGGAUGCACCAGCACCACCUCCAUUGCCAGAGUGGUGCUUUGAUGACGAUGAGGAAGAGGAGGAAGAUGACAACUGUAAACCAGGAGAUUCAGAAGCUGGGUCAUCUAGUUCCACUUCUGGCAAAAGAAGAAAAGAACAUUUAAAGCUGGGUGCCAUAUUCUUGGAAGGAAUCUCAGUUAAAUAUGUAACUCAAGUGACAUCUCAGCCAAAGCUCGGAGAAAUACAGCGCAAAUGCCAGCAGUUUGCGGGAUGGAAAGGAACUGGAUUUCCUGGAGCUCAACCUGUUUCUAUGGAUGAGCAGAAUAUUAAACUCUUAGAGCAGAAGGCAUACAAAGUUAGCUGGAAAGCAGAUGGAACACGAUAUAUGAUGUUGAUUGAUGGCAAAGAUGAAGUAUAUAUGGUUGACCGAGAUAAUUCAGUAUUUCAUGUAUCUAAUCUGGAAUUUCCAUUUCGUAAAGAUCUUCGGAUACAUUUAGAGAACACUCUGUUGGACGGGGAGAUGAUCAUCGACAAAGUGAAUGGGCAGAUUGUUCCUCGGUAUUUGAUAUAUGACAUACUUAAGUUCAAUGGACAACCAGUUGGUGAUUGUGAUUUUAAUAUUCGUCUGUCAUGUAUAGAAAAAGAGAUUAUAUUCCCACGACGUGACAAAAUGAAGACUGGCCAAAUUGAUAAAGCCCAAGAGCCUUUCAGUGUUCGUAACAAGCCAUUUUUUGACAUCUUUGCAGCAAAAAAGCUUCUCGAAGGAAACUUUGCUAAAGAAGUCAGUCAUGAAGUAGAUGGACUAAUUUUUCAGCCUACUGGAAAAUACAAGCCUGGAAGAUGUGAUGACAUUUUGAAAUGGAAGCCACCCAGUCUGAAUUCGGUGGAUUUUCGGCUAAAAAUAACAAGAGUUGGUGGAGAAGGGCUUCUGCCACAGAAUGUUGGACUCCUUUAUGUUGGAAGUUUAGAUAGACCUUUUGCACAAAUAAAGGUAACGAAAGACUUGAAACAAUAUGAUAAUAAGAUUAUAGAAUGCAAGUUUGAGAACAACAGCUGGGUCUUCAUGAGGCAAAGAAUAGACAAAAGCUUCCCAAAUGCUUAUAGCACGGCCAUGGCUGUGUGCAACAGCAUACGACACCCAGUGACAAAGGAAAUCCUCUUUGAGUUCAUUGAAAAGUGUACAACAGCACCUGCAGGGCAGGCACACAAACGCCCUUUGGACCCAGACACUGAACUCAUGCCACCACCUCCUCCUAAAAGACCACGACCAUAACUGGACACUUCAGAACGGAGGGAAUGGCACAUUGUUUACAAUUCUACAACUGAAUAUGUGUGGACUAAAAAACUUUUGCAAAAAGUUAUUGUAAACUUUCUGUAAAUACUGGCGUGCAUUUUUUUUGGAAUGCCACAUCACGGACUCAGAUUUGUUUUGUACUUGAAAAGUUGAAUGUUGCUCUAUGAAAUUUGAAAACCUAUUUGAUCCAAAGGUUAAAUGAGGAAAGCCUGGAAUCAGUGGAAAGCCACCUUGUUUGUUAGGUACCUUUCAAAUCUAAUGUUUUCUAUAGUGAUAUGGAACUGUGAAGCCAUGACGGAACUGCUUUAAAAAAACAAAAACAGGCAGUUUCGAGGAGUGUGGUGUUUCCUUUAUUUAAAUAAUUAGGAUUUGUCCACUGAUUUCGUUUAGCAUAGUUUCCCUUUGUUUCCCAAGUUCAAGUUUAAAGACAAGCAGUAGCAAAUGUUCAUGCCGUGUACUCUUCAAAAUAAAAUUUGAUCAGGUUUCAUUAAUUUUAAAAACUUUUUUUAUAUUAAAGAAGUUUCCUGAGAGUUACUGUGUAAAUGUCCUUUUACGUGUGCAUUGAAUAUUUUUAGAGGGAGUUUUUUGGUUGUUGUUCAAAUCAAUUUGUCUGCGGAGAACCUGUGCUAAUCCGACAUUUUAGGUUUUAUGUGCUGACAGUCACAAUCCUUGAUAAGAAAAAUAGCCUCUGACAGAAAUAACUGCAAAUGAAAGUUGCCAAAAGAGAUGCUUGUCAUAUUGAUGUGCAAGACAACUAACCAUACUAUUAUAAUGAUGUGAAUUCCAUUCUAGAGGAUAUGUUAGGAGGCAAAUUGUAAACGAAAUGCAGCCUCCAUCUCAGAGAAAAAGGCUAAAAUCAAUAGAAAAGGCAUACUUUUGAUCGGUAAAAGCAGCAUUGUAGAGUUCCAAACCAGACAUUUUGAAAGAAAUUUCAAGUGCUUGAAAACAGUGCAAUUAAUCAGGCUGUAUUAAGACCAAUCGUUUCAUGAACCCAACUUGUUGCCAGGCAGACUCAUAGGUGCACCUUGUGCUUUUCUUCCUCUCUGUUUCUCAUCUGGAAAUCUCCAUCAGAAAUCAUCUCCUGGUACCAGGGAUGUACGAAUGCAGGCGUGCAGAUUAACCAAAGGUGGUCUCCUCUGGCACAAAAACCAAGAUUCUAAACCUGGAUUAAAAUUAGGUUUAGAAUCCCAAUUCGUUUGUGUGGGUUGGGAGAAGUAACUUAAUGUGCCUACGUUAAUAGGUCAGGGUAGCCGGUUAAUUUCUAACUUGGGUCCUGUGUGUGUAGUAGGGAGCUGCACAAAUCCAAAACAAGCCACAUCCAUGUACAAGCUGGUUUAAUGUAUGGCUGAAUAGGAUGUCUGAAUGUAGCACCCUGGACUUAAUGUUUCUUGCAUUAAAAUAUAAACCUAAUAAGUUUGGUCAGUUUUGCUGGGGUGCUGAAGUAGCAGUUAUUCUGUUACACUGAGAAAUGGUAUUUUACUGACCCACUGAGCAAUUAUUAAGUACUUAAACUGUGAUAAAUUUAUGUUGUAAUGAAAAACUUCAUAAAUUGACAAAAAUAAUCCAACCAGUAUUUUAGCUGUUUAUACUUACCGAUACGGAAGAGACAGUUUGCCAGGCUGAUCUGAGGAAAUUUUACUUAUAUAAAUUCAAAUGGAGUUUGUAUUAGAAAAUGUUUAAUGUUAGUAUUUUAAAAGUUCUGAUCUUAUGCUUGUUUUUGUACAUAACAACAUAAACCUUGUACAGUGGCCAAUUUGAAGAUUUUCUAGAAUGUUAUCUUUAUCUUUCCAGGCAUUGAAAAGACUGAAUAAGUUGAUUACUUUAUGUAGUUAAUUACAAAAAUGCUGUUGAGUGUUACAGAUUUGCUUAUUCUGGUAUCUAAAAGAUAGCAGUCACUAUGCAAGAUUGCACCGUAGUUUCCCAGCGGUCCAAUCACUUGAUGAGAAAGGCUAUGCAGUUGGACUGUGGACAUUGCUGAAAUGUGAACUUCUGAUUGUUAGAACAGUUUGGCCCUAAAUUUAAAACUGUAUCAUGUAGUUAACAAAGUAUCAUGGUCUAAUCUGACUGAUUCCUGAUGGUGUAAUGGGAUAAUAGAAAUAUGUUGAAUUAUGUUUUAAA